Molecule: messenger RNA, 1261 nt
Organism: Xylaria bambusicola
Lineage: Eukaryota; Fungi; Ascomycota; Sordariomycetes; Xylariales; Xylariaceae
Product: putative adipose-regulatory protein-domain-containing protein
Exons: 3
Coding region: 119-1210 (363 amino acids)
Biological process (GO): lipid storage; lipid droplet organization
Cellular component (GO): endoplasmic reticulum membrane
Source: RefSeq, a predicted model, not a curated record
CAGGAACUGAAAAGUGCGAAGAUACUAUUACCCGUGAAGUGAGUAGAGGUUCCAUCUCUCACUGCCGCGCCGACCGGGCGCAUCGACCUACACUACCUUGCUACCUGCCCAGGAGCCAAUGCAAUACGUACAAGAGCCCUACCGCGUCGCGACCUCGCCGACAGCGAAGAGGGUAUAUCUAGGCAUUGUCCUGUUCGCCUCAGCGUCAGUACUACUGCUAGGCAUCGCGGCUUUCGCAUAUGGCGUGUUUUAUUUCAAUUAUGUGCCUAAGAAACUCGUCAGCGUGCCUGUACAUUUACAAUAUGAAGCCGGCCUCAAUCCCUACGGGAUCGUAUCCCUAUCUCCGGACCUUAUGCUAGAGACCGCCUACGACAUAUCCGUCUCGCUCACUUUACCGCGUUCCCCCGCGAAUCUCGAGCGCGGGAAUUUCAUGGUGGCGCUCUACGCGACGAGCUCGGCGUUAGCUGAUCCUGCUCUACCAUAUGCGUUCGCGGCGACGCCCGCGCAUGAUCCAUACGCGCACGUAACGCCCGAGAACGUCGUCUUCUUCUCACGGCGGCCCGUGCUGAUUCCCUACGAAGACCCGCUGGUAUCGCUAGCCUCGCGCAUGUUAUUCCUCUUCUACCAUAUCUUCUUCAACCGGGCUGCCGAGACAAUCACGCUGGAGAUCCCCAUGGGCGAGCUCGUGCAAUUCAAGAAGGCACUACCCCUUUCCGUGCUAAUCGAUGUCCAGGCCGGGCAGACUCUACAAGUCUAUUCGAGCCAGAUGACGCUUGUGGCACAGCUUACAGGGGUUAGAUGGUUUAUGUAUAAUCACCGGAUCUUGUCGUUCGUGGUGUGCACGGCGGUGUUCUGGAUCGCUGAGAUGGUAUCUAUGGGAUUCAUUUGGGCCGCGUUUGGGGUUAAGGGUCCCGGACAGGUUCUGUCUAUUAAAUAUGAGGACGUGCGAAGGGGGGGAUACGUGGAAGACGACCCGAAGACGGAAGAGGAUGACGACGACGUUGAUGUCAAGGAAGAGACUCCCGAGCCUGAGUCGCGGCAUCUGCCUCUCGACCAGCCGCCCCGACAACACGCGGGCGACGCCGAUGAUGAGGGCGAUUCCGACGAAGGGUGGACGGUGUCUAGGACGGGCUCGGGGUUCCGGGAUGGUGGAGGAGGAGGAGGUCAGUUACGGAGGAGAGUGUCGAGGAGUGGGAGUAGGAGUUCAUGAGCGAUGGUAUUAGGGGGUCAUGCUAUGAGCUCGCAUGCAGUAAUAGACCCG